GAGAAGAAGAAGACGAAGAGCAGCAGCAUCAGAAGGAUCAGCGGACAUGAAGCCUCCCAGAGCACCAACAGGACAUCUCAACCUGCUGCACUUCCUGUUGGGUGUGUUCCUGAUUGUUUAUGAAGGGGGCGUCGGCCUGGAGCUGCAGCCAUCAACCAAUCAAGUUCUGCUCAACUCAACCUCCAACUUCACUGUGGUGUGUUCGGGGUGGAGUCAUGUGACGUGGCGGCUACCUCACGACUCUCAGGUGGACGGAGUUGUUAUUGAGAACCAGGGGUCCAGCAGCGUCCUGCAGCUCUUUAACGCCACCUGGAGGAAUUCUGGGAGAUACACCUGUGAGGAGGUGUCGUCCUAUCAGAGCAGAGCAUUGGACAUAUUCAUACCUGGUCAGGGUCCGGAGGAAUGGUUCGUUCCACUGGGUCCAGGUGUGGUGAUGAAGGAGGCGGAGGAAGAUACUAUCCCCUGCGUGGUGUCCGACCCGCGACUCAACAUCUCGCUGUACGAACGUCCCGGCAGGACGCCGGUUACAGUGACGACGUAUGAGCCGGGCCGUGGCUUCACUGGACGUCUGAACGACUCGUCGUACGUCUGCUCGGCCACCCGUGGAGACGAAGAGCGAGAGUCUCAGGUGUACUACGUGUUCAGCAUCGUAGUUCCUAAGGUGAUGGAGGUGGACCUGUCUGUGUCCAGCAGUGUGUUGAAACAGGGGGAGGUUCUGACUGUAAACUGCACCGUCAAAGACACCGAGAUAGUCUUCUUCUCCUGGGACUUCCCCCGCAGACAGGAAAUCGAACCUCUGACGGACUUUCUGCCCAAUCGGAUCCGCUCCUUCGUUAAUAUCUCCACAGCAACGGUGGCAGAUUCCGGAGGUCAAACGAUCCGUCUCCAUGGUAACGUUGUUGUUUAGUUUGUUGGUAACCACAGCGAUGGAGAUACCAACGUGUCGUCUCUCUUCCACCAAUCGGUGGAGUUCAGUGUGGAGGUCGACGCCCACCCACCCCCCACCAUCCUCUGGACCAAAGACAACAACACCGUCUCCACAGAAACCACCUCCGUCACCACCACGCACCUAAAGGGAAGCAGGUACGUGAGCAGACUGAUGCUGGUUCGAGUUCAGGUGGAUCAGACAGGAAAUUACACAGCAACUGUUUCCAACGAGGACGACAUUGUGGAAGUCUUCUUCCACCUCGAGGUCAAAGCGCCCCCCAGGAUCACGUCUCUGUUGGAGGCUGGCAGAAAGUCCAUCCUGUGCGUCAGCGAGGGAGCUCCGCCCCCAUCUGUCACCUGGUACACCUGUCACAGUUCACACAGGUGCAGUAAUCUGACGGGCGGCUGGAGGAGCCUAUCAGCAGCCUCGGAGGGCAUGGCUCUGCAGGAGAAUGUCACGGAGCAGAGAGGCGUCACCCAGGUACGCAGUGUGCUGACUCUGCAGAGUCACACCUCCGUGUCAGCUGUUCGCUGUGAAGCCAAAAACUCAGCAGGACGACGAGCCAGAGACCUGCGAGUACUGUCCAGCUCUCUCCAGUCUCAGGUUGCAGUCUUGGCAGCAGUUCUGGUUCUGGUCGUCAUCGCCGUCGUCUUCCUCAUCAUCCUCAUCCUCCUCUGGAGAAAAAAACCUCGUUAUGAAGUCCGGUGGAAGCUGAUUGAGUCGGUGAGUCCUGACGGACAGCUGUACUCAUACCUAAACCCCGCCCACCUGCCCUAUGACUCCAGCUGGGAAGUACCUCGAGACAAAGUAGUACUAGGCCAGGUGUUGGGUUCAGGUGCGUUUGGUCGUGUUGUGAUGGCGUCCGUCUCCGGUCUGCUUUCCUCUCAUUCUACAACGAAAGUUGCCGUGAAGAUGGUGAAACCCAGCAGCGGAGCAGCUCAGUCUCUGAUGUCGGAGUUGAAGGUUUUCGUUCAUCUUGGUCCUCACCUGAACGUGGUCAACCUGCUGGGAGCGUGCACGAGAGGAGGCCCUGUCUAUCUGAUCACUGAGUUCUGUUGCCAUGGAGACCUGGUGAACUACCUGCAGAGGAACAAACACACCUUCUUACAGAGAGACAGACACAGCAAGAGUGACAGUGAUGGAGGUUACAUGGACAUGAAUAAAGAAGAGAACGUACAGUACAUCGCCAGGAAGGAGCUCAGCUACGCCGACAUCGAACCUGCGGCGUACGAGACGCCGUACACACCGGCAGACCAGCAGGAGGUGCCGUCUGUCCUCCUCAGUGACUCUCCUCUCCUGACUCUCAACGACCUCCUCAGCUUCUCCUACCAGGUCUCCCAGGCCAUGGACUUCCUCUCCUCCAGAAGAUGUGUCCACAGAGACCUGGCUGCGAGGAACAUCCUGGUCAGUGAGGGGAAGCUGGUGAAGAUCUGUGACUUUGGUUUGGCCAGAGAUCUGAUGAAGGACCAGGACUACAUCGCCAGAGGAAACAGCUUCUUGCCCGUGAAAUGGAUGUCUCCAGAGAGUAUUUUCCAGAACAUUUACAGCUCUCAGAGUGAUGUCUGGUCUUAUGGAAUCUUACUGUGGGAGAUCUUCUCUCUUGGUGCUAGUCCGUACCCUGACCUCCCUCUGAACCAGGACUUCUACUCUUCUCUGCAGAGAGGCUACAGGAUGAGUGGACCUGAACUGGCUCCUCUCAACAUGUAUGAUCUGAUAAAACAGUGUUGGGACGAGAAACCUGAGUCCAGACCGUCUUUCUCCUCUCUGGUCAUCUCCGUGGGCAACAUGUUGACUGACAACUACAAAAAGCGUUACCUCCAGCUGACCGAGGACUUCCUGAACGGUGACAGUCCGGCUGUUGCACGAUCCAGAUGGAGUCCUUCUGGACAGAAUGACGGACAAACGGCCACAAGCAGAAGCCCCGCCCCUCAAGUGACCGUUCAACUGUUUGAGACGGAGCCAGAGGAGGCAGGCUUCUCCCACGGUACCUACAUCAUCCCCAACACCGACGUCACCAUAGAAACCAGCGGAGGCGCUGCGCUGGACGCAGUCAGCCCUCAGCUGUCAAAGUCACAGGAAGUGACACCAUCAGAGGACAGACAGGAAGUCGAGGAACCUCCCGAUUCGCCACGCAGUUGUGACGAAGAGGAGAGCUGCCUGUGAAAGGAUCAGCUGCCUUCCAAACUGGAUGAAGGGCUUAAAUAACCUAAAGUAGUCUUCCUGCCAGGCAGAACAUAGGGCCGUAUCUGACUGUAUCUGAACCGCAUCUGAACCUUUUAGUCAUAACAUGACAUCAUCGACAGACAGUGACAAGGUUCUGCUGGAAUAUUAGGGUUAUUUUACCCAAAGUGAAGACUGUAAGGCUGCCAUAUGAAAAGAGCUUUGAAACUUGUUUUUUAAUCAUUUUUUAAUCGCCUCCACAAACAUAAACAAUAUUUCUAUAUUAAGUAAACUGCAGCAGGUCCUGAAUCUGAUUUAUAACAUCAUAAUAUUCAGCUGCAUUGUCUUUAUUUACUUUGUAGUAUUCUGAAGUGUCUGUGUAUAUCUGUGUUAUAAUCUUUUUUAUGUUUAUUCAAACUGCUUUUAGACAGACUGAUCUGAUUCAUGUUGAACUUUAUCAAAUAAAUAUCAAAAUAAAAUCCAA
Messenger RNA from Anarrhichthys ocellatus (wolf-eel), 3572 nucleotides. RefSeq names its product platelet-derived growth factor receptor beta-like. Gene Ontology annotation, molecular function: platelet-derived growth factor binding; ATP binding; platelet-derived growth factor beta-receptor activity. The record is from RefSeq and is a predicted model, not a curated record. Gene Ontology annotation, biological process: positive regulation of smooth muscle cell migration; cell surface receptor protein tyrosine kinase signaling pathway; protein phosphorylation. Lineage: Eukaryota; Metazoa; Chordata; Actinopteri; Perciformes; Anarhichadidae. Gene Ontology annotation, cellular component: signaling receptor complex; plasma membrane.